AUUCAAAGUUGAUACUUAACCCGAAUAAGAAAAAGAAAAAAAACGUAUUAUAUCAGCGUGUUUUGGCGACAAAUUUUCCGACUACCUAACUCGCCCCACCGACUCGCUUCAAGUAUCACUUUCGCCGAGUUUUGAAUUUCACCCGCACUUCACCGAUUUGGAAGAAUAAUUGGGAGCUGAUUUUGAAGACUUGUGAAGAUGAGCUUUGUUUUUCGCGGGGCGAGACCUGACAUUGAAAAUGGAUUGUCGGGAGUUCUUCCUGAUAGACGAGCAAUGCGUGUUCAACCGAGGCCCAUUAAUACAAAUUCUCUAGCUUUUCUCAUUUCCGUUCUCUUGCUUUUCACAAUUUUGAAUUCUCAAAUGUCCCCGAACUUUCUGCUUUGGGUAGUACUGGGUAUUUUCUUGAUGGCCACAACCCUGAGGAUGUAUGCAACCUGCCAACGCCUCCAGGCACAGGCCCAAGCUCAUGCCGCUGCUGCCAGUGGUUUGUUAGCUCGCACUGAAUUUCGCUUGCACAUGCCACCAUCCAUAGCUUUGACAACAAGAGGGAGAUUACAAGGAUUGAGACUGCAGCUGGCACUUCUUGACCGUGAAUUUGAUGAUCUAGAUUAUGAGACACUGAGAUCUUUGGAUUCUAAUAAUCCUCCCAACACACAUUCAAUGAGUGAAGAAGAAAUAAAUGCCUUACCAGUUCACAAGUACAAGUCCAAUUCACAUAGUGAUGGUUUAGCAAAGCAAAAAGGCUCAAGUUCCUCAUCACUAGUGCAGUCUAAGCAGGAGACAGAGGUGGAUAAGAAUUCAGAAUCGCCCGAAGACGAGUUAACUUGCACCAUAUGCUUGGAGCAAGUCACUGCGGGGGAGCUUGUUCGCAGCUUGCCAUGUUUGCAUCAGUUUCAUGCAACUUGUAUUGAUCAAUGGCUACAUCAACAAGGAACAUGUCCGGUCUGCAAACUUAUGGUAGGUUCUGGAUGGCAGGAAAGUAGAGAGAGCGAAACAGAUGGUGACGACAUGGUGUAAGAACUGUUUUCCAUAAUAGAGUUACGGCCUAUGCUGCUGCAUGUAUUGAUGUAAAUAUGACUAUGAGGGGAUACCGGAUGAGAGUUAUGUAUGAAUCUAACGAAUCUAUCUUCAAAGUUACGUUCUUUAUAUUUGCAUGAUA
Messenger RNA from Daucus carota subsp. sativus, 1159 nucleotides. RefSeq names its product E3 ubiquitin-protein ligase SDIR1. The record is from RefSeq and is a predicted model, not a curated record. Gene Ontology annotation, biological process: ubiquitin-dependent protein catabolic process; protein ubiquitination. Gene Ontology annotation, molecular function: ubiquitin protein ligase activity. Bases 199 to 1017 code for a protein of 272 amino acids. Lineage: Eukaryota; Viridiplantae; Streptophyta; Magnoliopsida; Apiales; Apiaceae. The transcript is spliced from 9 exons.